AUGUACUCAUACAUAUUUUUCCAAAUCCAAUUUGCUAUUAUAAGUCGUCAACGAUUUUUUGAAUCUCAAUAUAUUGAUCCAAUGAAAGAUGCGUCAUUGUUCUUGAAAAACGUCUCUCGAGCCAAUGCUGUUAUAAUAGUUCUUUCAAGAAAUAAAGAGCUAUAUAAAUUACGUGAGACAAUGAGAAAUUUUGAGGAUCGAUGGAAUAAAAAAUUUAAUUAUCCUUAUGUAUUUUUAAAUGAUGAAGAAUUUACUCAGGAAUUUAAGACUUUAACAAAACAGAUGACUAAUUCUGAGACAUAUUAUGGUUUAAUACCAAAAGAAAUGUGGGAUUAUCCUUCGUGGAUAAAUCAAACAAAAGCUGCCGAUGUACGUAAAGAAAUGAGAGAAAAAAAAAUAAUCUAUGGUGGUUCUGAAUCAUAUCGUCAUAUGUGCCGGUUCAAUUCUGGAUUUUUCUUUCGUCAUGAACUUAUACAAAAAUAUGAUUAUUAUUGGAGAUUAGAACCUGGUGUGGAUUUUAUGUGUGAUGUCGAUUAUGAUCCUUUCAGAUUUAUUCAAAAGAACAAUAUAACAUAUGGGUUUACCAUUUCACUUUUGGAAGUGCAAGCUACUAUUCCUACUUUGUGGGAUACCGUUGUAAAGUUUAUGAAAGAUUAUUCACAUUAUAUUCCCCCCAAAAAUAUUAUUAGAUUUGUAAAGAAUGGUGCUAAUUUUAAUGGUUGUCAUUUUUGGAGCAAUUUUGAAAUAGGUGAUCUAAAUUUUUGGAGAAGUGAAAGGUACCUGAAAUUUUUCGAUUAUCUAGAUCAAGCUGGUGGAUUUUACUAUGAACGUUGGGGUGAUGCUCCAGUUCAUUCAAUAGCACUUGCUAUGUUCCUAGAAAAAUCACAAAUACACUUUUUUAAUGAUAUAGCAUACAUGCAUCCACCUUUUCAACAUUGCCCAAUCGAAGCAUGGUUUCACGAGUCUGGCAAAUGUCAUUGUGAUCCCCACAAGAAUUUUGAUAGCGAAGGGGGUUCAUGUACUAAAGAUUGGUUUGUAAUAUAA
Dentiscutata erythropus is the source of this 1044-nucleotide messenger RNA. Lineage: Eukaryota; Fungi; Glomeromycota; Glomeromycetes; Diversisporales; Gigasporaceae. The record is from the annotation of a GenBank genome assembly.